Diprion similis is the source of this 2000-nucleotide messenger RNA. RefSeq lists its product as uncharacterized. Lineage: Eukaryota; Metazoa; Arthropoda; Insecta; Hymenoptera; Diprionidae. Gene Ontology annotation, molecular function: protein binding. The transcript has 6 exons. The record is from RefSeq and is a predicted model, not a curated record. The coding region runs from base 186 to 1688 and encodes 500 amino acids.
UUGGCAACACUGAAGGAGCAACGCUCGUGACGUACGUCCGGUUAUUCAAACUAACAUGGCGCCAGCCGAUCAUAUGUUCCGGCCGCUUUCAAUUUUAGUAUAUUUUUAGAAAUAUCAUAUAUAAAUAGUAUAAGGCGCACAAAGAGUGGUUUUAAUGUUGUCGUUAUUUUACGCUGAAUUCAAACAUGAGUAAAGGCUGCUGGAAGUUUGACGAUAAUGAUCAAGCACUUUAUAUCGACAUCGAGGAGGAUUCAGAUGACGUGAGGCGAAGAACGGCAUACAGCUGCUGGAAUGAUCUUCCAGACAUUUUGCUGGAAGAAAUAUUUUCCUAUUUAACCAUACGCGAGCGUUACUAUGCUUCGCUUGUCUGCAAGUCAUGGUAUCACGCGUUCAAAUUGCAAAAAGUAUGGUCGUUAUUUGUGCUGGAAGACAGAACACUGACUCGUGGAAAAUUCAACUACUACAGUGGAUGGGAGUAUGUUCUGGAUCACAUGCGUACUUCGAUGUGCCUGAACAAAGUUGGAAAAAAUUUCAGAACCCUCAUCUUUGAGCCGAUGCUGAAUUUCUACAAUUUGUUUGAAUUCAUAAAUAUGAUAUCUUGGUACACGGAGAAGCAAGGGUCUGACAACACCUCUGUCGCUGGCGUUGGUACAUUGAUCAGAAGAUUAAAGUUCACAUUUCCAUGCAACAUGGCCAACAGAGACGAUCCUACAAGAAUCAGGGUCUUUGGAACUGGAGGAAAAUUGCUUGAAGCUCUGAAACGAUUGAUGGGAAAUUUGGCAAAUCUGAGGUGCUUGGAACUGAUUGACUUGAUGCUAGACAAUAAAGAAGCUGUACAUUUAUUGGACGACGUUUGCACAGGUUGCACAGAAACGUUGUCCAAACUUGUAUUGAUCAACACAACGAAAAACAGAUGUCCCUUGCUCCAUGUUGGAAUGUUUCUGAAUUUGAAUAUUCUCGUCAUCAGUCCUCAAAAUCUUCACGAGGAUGUAAUAGAACUGCUUGGUUACACAAAACUCCGCCACUUGCAUAUUUUGCAAAAUCGAUUCAGUCCUGUGGAUUCAACAGUUCAGUUGCCAAAGUUUGAUGCAUGGCGCAAGAUGAAAGCAAACAAUCCUCAGCUGCGGGUUCACUUCGAAUUAGAGAACUCGAAACCCACCGACUUUGCUUUGCCUGUUGAUAUAGCACUGCAAAAUGGAGCCAUCCCGUGCUACAGCAUUGUUAUGGAUAAUCCAAACACUAAGCAUUCAGCAUUUACGUUGACAACUCACGGAGCAUACUUUGAGUCUACUUUAAGAGUCUACGCAUUUAAAGGAUUGUCCAGAUAUUAUCAGCAUAAAAAUUUUUCUAAAAGACUGGACGAAGCGCUAGUUCGGUUUUGCAAGUCUUGCCCGAACCUCCACACACUGAUGGUUCGUGAUAAAAUGUCGACAGCGACAAUUCUCGAGAUUGUGAAAACAGCAAAAAACCUUCGCUGUUUAUUUGUUAGACGAAAUGUGAUACUUAAAAGAUUUGAUGGAGCCUGGUCAAAGCUGAAUAAUUGGACACCAGAACAUUAUCAAUGGUUAAAAAUAAACAGUCGAAGUUAUGAAGACACGGAGAGAGAAGUAUCGAAGGUAUUGGGAUACCGAUGGCACAUGCUUUCAGAAAAAGAAUUCAAGAACCAACAGCUGAAUAUUUACACAUAACUGGCAAUAAAACUUUGGAAAAAAUGCAUUUUUAUGAGCAUAUCUCUUGCGGGAAAAAUAAAAAAAAAUUAUUUCCCAUAUCAUUUGAUAAUUCAGGCUUAUUGAUAAUUUCUACCAGUUGAAAGCUCACAAUUUACGACCUGUGUAAGAUGUAAGCUAAUUAUAUUGUAGCAUCUAGUACAGCUAGGUGUUGAAAAAGCUUUCAGCUCGGUUAGCUCUCUAAACUAGUCAGAUGAUGGAGUACGUACAGUGAUAACCAUUUGACCCAAUUUUUGGAUCGAUUUUGCCUUAUCUAUUCACGAUUAUGACGUG